Aspergillus steynii IBT 23096 is the source of this 749-nucleotide messenger RNA. RefSeq lists its product as uncharacterized. Lineage: Eukaryota; Fungi; Ascomycota; Eurotiomycetes; Eurotiales; Aspergillaceae. The coding region runs from base 99 to 488 and encodes 129 amino acids. The transcript has a single exon. The record is from RefSeq and is a predicted model, not a curated record.
AUGCCCUUCCAGAACACCCUAUCGGUUAAUUUACUUAAGAUCCAAAUCGCGGACAUCUAUACCCCCCCCCACCUGACCCAUCCGAUUUCUACAUAUGGAUGCAUAGUACUUUGAAUUCCCCUCAAAAUAUACGUAUUCUCCCACAACAUCUCCAACGUCAAAUAACAGCAUCCCUCCCACCUCGCAUAUUUUCCCACUACCUUCACGCCACCACUCAACCAACAUAUAGGAAUCCACCGGAUCCUCAUCCGCAGGAAACAUGCAUACUCGACCAAAUGUCUCGGCCCCAAAACGCCCUGUUGUACCUGCUUCCGGGACGUGGUAUUUCCAUUGGCCCGCUCAGUGUCACAACAGAUCCUAUCUCGAGUUCAUCGCACAGAAAGAGGGGUUUUCAGCUCCGAGGACGUGGGUGGCGUUUUGUCUGGUCCUGGCACGACAGCAAUCUGUCUCGCUAUCAUAUGUUGCGUCGUGGGAUAGGUGUUGGGUGAUAAGACGCGGUGGGGUCAUUGGUUGGUGAGGAUGCUGUGUCGCUGGGUUUUAGAGUAGUGGCGGUUGAGGGACAGGGGGGCUCAGGUUUUGGUGGUACGCGUGCGACGCGAGGUUUGGCUAUUUCCGAGAUGUGGGAAGAUUGUAUAAGACUGGUUUAGGGGCCGUGGAUAGCUGCGAAGAUGUGGUGGUGUGUGGGAUGGCGUGGUGAAGGAGUUUGACUGGCUAUGGGCAUGGGUUUGGGAGGGCUGAUCCUGGUCGAU